This is a messenger RNA of Cetraspora pellucida, 526 nucleotides long. The record is from the annotation of a GenBank genome assembly. Lineage: Eukaryota; Fungi; Glomeromycota; Glomeromycetes; Diversisporales; Gigasporaceae.
AUGGUUAAACUAGGGUCAUUUUUAGGAUUAAUUGUUUUUUUGCUUAGCAUUGGUUUUUUUAACGGUGUUAUGCUGCGUAAAGUUCCCACAUCGAUCGGAAAUUAUGAGUAUCCAUAUGGUGUCUAUAUUCCGAGAAAUUUCACUAUUCCAGCCGGAAAUGUUUUUAAAUUUAAGUUAUAUUCUGGUGGAUUUUUCUGGUAUAAAUGUAAUUGUGCUAGUAAUUGGAGUCUUGGUAGUGAAAUUACUAUUAGAUCAACUAUUCCAAAUGAUACUUCAACAAUGACUGUAACUGAAAUUGGUACUGCACCAUCAUUAGAUCCAACAAAAAAUUCUGUUUAUGAACUUAUUUUUGUUAAUAAAACCUCAGGAAAGGGGGCAUUUUCGGAUCUUACCUAUGCCAUUCUUACAGAUGUUAAGGGUGGAGCAGCACCACCAAGUACGGAAUGUAAGUUAAAAGAAUUAAGAAUAAUAUUAGGCAUUAUUAUUAUUUUAUUUACGACAUCUUAUGAUAUUUUGCAAUUAUUAG